Aspergillus luchuensis is the source of this 1269-nucleotide messenger RNA. Its product is annotated as SDR family oxidoreductase. The record is from RefSeq and is a predicted model, not a curated record. Lineage: Eukaryota; Fungi; Ascomycota; Eurotiomycetes; Eurotiales; Aspergillaceae. The coding region runs from base 1 to 1269 and encodes 422 amino acids. The transcript is spliced from 4 exons.
AUGCCAUCAAACUCUCCCCAUCAUGCAAUCGUCUACGGCGCAUCGGGCUUAAUCGGCUGGGCGCUAAUAAACCAGCUUCUAGGCCCAUAUCCUGCCGCUGGUACAUUUCAGAAGGUCACAGCUGUGACAAACAGACCCCUCGAUCCUUCGGAGACAUACUGGCCAGAGGCAGGUCCUAAUCGGCCCCAGCUGCAAUUGGCUUCGGGCGUUGAUCUUCGCAGCUGGGAUCCGGAUAGACUGGUGGAGUGGCUAAGGGAGGUUGUUGAGGAUAGUAAGGGCGUGACUCAUGUCUAUUACUUGGCCUUCGCUGCCAUGGACGACGACUUGGAAGAAGUAGCGACAAAUCGGCGUAUGCUGCAGAAUGUCAUUGAUGCGCAUAACUUGAUCAGUCCGGAUUUACAGUUCGUUACAUUUGUGGGUGGAACUAGGGGAUACGGCAUCUAUUCCGCCGGCGGAACGUUCACUCCACCUCUACGCGAAGAAUUGGUGAACAGCCUUCCAUCAGACUAUGCCAAGACAGUGGUCUAUCCAGUAUAUCGCGAGAUCCUCCGUACAUCCAGUCAAGGAAGUAAAUGGACCUGGUGCGAAGUGUGUCCGGACGCAAUUGUUGGGUUCACACCAAAUGGAUCACAAUUCAGUUUGGCAUUGCACUGGGCACAGUAUCUAUCCCUAUAUGCCUACAACCAUGGCAUUGGACCACAUACUCAGGGAAAAGAGGAAACCGCCAAGGCAUCUGUGGAGGUCCCCUUCCCCGGAUCCACGGCUGGUGCUACGUCACUAUUCAGCCCCGUAUCUAGCAAUCGACUGGCGCGCUUCAUGAUUUUCGCGUCGUUACAUCCAGAGAUAUGCGGGUAUGGUCGGUUGUUCAAUGUCGCUGACCGAGCGACACCGUGUACAUACGGAUCGCUCUGGCCACGGUUGGCGGAAUGGUUUGGUCUUGUGGGCGUGUCACCUAUUGAAUCUGCUCCUGAGACGAAACAUAAUACGUUGAAAGUUGGGCAAGUCCCUGAGCGGGCUUCAACCCUCGCACCUGGGGAGUAUAUAACUAAACAUCGGGACAUCUUUACCAAAAAUGGGUGUCCGAGAGCCGUUACUGGCGGGGUCGGAGUGGGGUAUCGCCAGCUGGAUAGUGUCGGGUAUUGGUUGACUUUCGAUCGGCAGUUGAGUGUGGAAAGGCUUCAGGAGACUGGCUUCGAGGGGGAUCAGGAUCCGGUAGAGGGCUGGUUGGAGAGUUUUGCGAUGUUUCGAAGAGCGGGGUUGAUUUUGUGA